AUGAGCGCCAAUACCCGCCCAACGCAGCGGAAGCCACCCGCCAAGCAAAUCCUGUUAGCGUGUUCCUGUUCUACCUCUUCGGGCUUUAGUAGCAGCUCCAGCCUGUGCCGCCGCCAGGACAUCGCCAAUCACCAGCGACCCCCGCCCACUUCCGCUCGACCGCCUGCCGCUGCCAUUGUCCUGCUCCCUUCCACCCAUACAGCCGCCCCUCUCAGCAUCCUCACCUACCCAGACUUUUCUGCCGCCUUGCCCCGAAUCCCUAGUCCCUCGAGCCUUUACAGCUUCCGUCUCCCCCACAACGCCACCUCUCAGAACGGUGCAUCCGCAUCCUCACCUCAGUUCUUUCCAUCUCGACUCUGUCGUGGUUCAUCUGCGGCUCUCAACAUUGACACACAUCGCACACAGCGCGGCCCGGAUCAGCUUGGCUCCACUCAUCCCGGCUUGCAAAACCAGCAGACUCAGAGCACACUUCGCCUCCACAACCUUUGA
Molecule: messenger RNA, 489 nt
Organism: Moesziomyces antarcticus
Lineage: Eukaryota; Fungi; Basidiomycota; Ustilaginomycetes; Ustilaginales; Ustilaginaceae
Exons: 4
Coding region: 1-489 (162 amino acids)
Source: RefSeq, a predicted model, not a curated record